Hemicordylus capensis (graceful crag lizard) is the source of this 3515-nucleotide messenger RNA. RefSeq names its product microtubule affinity regulating kinase 3 (gene MARK3). The transcript is spliced from 19 exons. The record is from RefSeq and is a predicted model, not a curated record. Lineage: Eukaryota; Metazoa; Chordata; Lepidosauria; Squamata; Cordylidae. Gene Ontology annotation, molecular function: protein serine/threonine kinase activity; ATP binding. Gene Ontology annotation, biological process: protein phosphorylation; intracellular signal transduction. Gene Ontology annotation, cellular component: cytoplasm; plasma membrane. Bases 961 to 3270 code for a protein of 769 amino acids.
CAAAGGGGUGGUCUCUUCCGGUUCAUGUCGGAGCAGAGGAAGCCGGGCGGCCAUCUUGGACUAUCCGGGAGCGGCGGCGGUGCUGCUGCUGCCUGAGGGGGAAGCGCGGGAGCCUGUUCGCCUGGGUCUCCGCGCCUCACGCGUAGAGCGCGGCCCGGGGCUGCGGCAAGAGCGCGCUGGGGAGUUGCGGCCCCGCUCUUGGCCUACCCUGAGCCCGCCCUGUUGAGCCCUGCUGCCGGAGGAGGAGGAGGCGGAGGAAGGCGAUUAAGCAUGAGAACCGCGGCCCGGUGAAGAGGGGCUGGGGUCCGGGGAGAGAGGCUGACGGGGAAGAAGCCGCCCUGAGUGGCCUCCGCUGCUUCCCCGGCGGGGUGCCUGAGGGAGGACGGUGGUGGAGGAGGAGCAGAAAGCGGGCCGGGGCGGCGGCGUCCCGCGUUCCCAUCCUCUCUCCACAGCCUCUUACUUGGGCUGCGCUGCAGUGGCUGCAGCGCCUCGCACCCCUCCUCGCCCGCAGCCCCGUCCCUCCCUCUUGCAAGCUGCUGGCCUCUUCUCUCCCCCCAGCCCCACUCUUUCUCACACACACACCCCGCCCCAUUUUGCACUUCAUCAGACUCCCUCUUCUCUUUAAUCCGCCGCCGCCACCUUCUAAGGAUCCUAAUCUGCCUGUAGGAUGAUCCUUGAAGACUCCUAUGGGGAUACAAUGUUCUAUGAGCAGACUGGAAUAUAGAUGAGAAAAAGGGGUCGUGGUGGUGGUGGAAACAGCUCAAAUUUCCCUCCCCACGCUCCCCGUUUCUUGAUGGUGACACUGUGUAACCACUAUCAUGCAUUAAAAUCAAGAUUUUUUGGUAAAUAUAUAUAUACAAGUAUUCGGGCGGAGGAGGGUGUUAGGAUUUUUGGGGGUAUUAUUUUUAUAUAAUAUAUAGCUGGGAUUUGCCAUCACAAACGGUGCUUCAGCACAAGUGAAUGAAAAUGUCCACUAGAACUCCGUUGCCCACGGUGAAUGAACGCGACACUGAAAAUGAUGCUGGAACAUCGGUAGGGGAAAGCUUUUGUGAAAAGCACACCUCCUCUCAUGGUGAAGGACGUCAAGAGGUUUCCUCUCGGACUAGUCGCUCCGGGGCCCGCUGUAGAAAUUCUAUAGCUUCAUGUGCAGAUGAGCAACCCCAUAUUGGGAAUUACCGGCUUCUUAAAACUAUUGGAAAGGGGAAUUUUGCAAAAGUGAAACUGGCCAGACACAUCCUUACUGGCAGAGAGGUUGCAAUAAAAAUAAUUGACAAAACUCAGUUGAAUCCAACCAGUCUACAGAAGCUAUUCAGGGAAGUAAGGAUAAUGAAGAUUUUAAAUCAUCCCAAUAUAGUUAAGUUAUUUGAAGUAAUUGAAACUGAAAAAACACUCUAUUUAAUCAUGGAGUAUGCAAGUGGGGGGGAGGUAUUUGACUAUCUAGUUGCACAUGGAAGAAUGAAGGAAAAGGAGGCAAGAGCUAAAUUUAGACAGAUAGUAUCUGCAGUGCAGUAUUGCCAUCAAAAGCAUAUUGUUCACAGAGAUCUCAAGGCCGAAAAUCUAUUGCUAGAUGCGGACAUGAACAUUAAAAUAGCUGACUUUGGUUUUAGUAAUGAGUUUACGGUUGGAAAUAAACUGGACACAUUUUGUGGCAGCCCCCCAUAUGCUGCUCCAGAACUCUUCCAAGGCAAGAAGUACGAUGGACCUGAAGUAGAUGUUUGGAGUUUAGGUGUUAUUCUUUACACACUUGUCAGCGGAUCGCUGCCUUUUGAUGGACAGAACUUAAAGGAACUGAGAGAGAGAGUGCUAAGAGGGAAAUACAGGAUUCCUUUCUACAUGUCAACAGACUGUGAAAACCUGCUAAAGCGUUUCUUGGUGCUAAAUCCAACUAAAAGAGGCACUCUUGAGCAAAUUAUGAAGGACAGAUGGAUCAAUGCAGGGCAUGAGGAUGACGAACUUAAACCUUUUGUUGAACCAGAGUUAGACAUCUCGGACCAGAAGAGAAUAGACAUUAUGGUUGGAAUGGGAUAUUCUCAAGAAGAAAUACAGGAAUCCCUUAGUAAAAUGAAAUAUGAUGAAAUAACUGCUACAUAUUUGCUACUGGGGAGGAAAUCAUCAGAGCUGGAUGCCAGUGACUCAAGCUCCAGCAGCAACCUUUCACUUGCUAAAGUCAGGCCAAGUAGUGAUCUCAACAACAGCACUGGACAAUCUCCACACCAUAAAGUGCAAAGAAGUAUAUCUUCCAGCCAGAAGCAGAGACGGUACAGUGACCAUGCUGGUCCAUCUAUUCCUCCGGUUGUGGCCUAUCCAAAAAGAAGUCAGACCAGCACUACAGACAGUGACCUCAAAGAAGAAGGGAUUCCGUCACGGAAAUCUAGCAGCAGUGCUGCUGGAGGAAGAGGAAUUGCUCCUGCUAGCCCCAUGCUUGGGAAUGCCGGCAAUCCUAACAAGGCCGAUAUUCCUGAGCGUAAGAAAGGCUCUGCUGUUCCUAAUAACAACACUGCACCUGGAGCCAUGACACGGCGAAAUACAUAUGUUUGUAGUGAAAGAACCACUGCAGAUAGACACUCAGUUAUUCAAAAUGGUAAAGAAAGCAGCACUAUUCCUGACCAGAGGACACCAGUUGCUUCAACUCACAGCAUCAGCAGCGCCACAACGCCAGACCGCAUCCGUUUCCCACGAGGAACUGCCAGUCGUAGUACUUUCCAUGGCCAACCGAGAGAGAGGCGCACUGCCACUUACAAUGGGCCCCCUGCCUCUCCCAGCCUGUCUCACGAAGCAACGCCGCUCUCCCAGUCCCGAAGCAGGGGCUCCACCAACCUGUUCAGUAAAUUGACUUCAAAGCUGACAAGGAGAAACAUGUCAUUCAGGUUUAUCAAAAGGCUCCCGACUGAAUAUGAGAGGAAUGGGAGAUAUGAGGGCUCAAGUCGUAAUGUGAGUGUUGAUCAGAAGGAUGACAACAAGGAAGCCAAGCCUCGUUCACUGCGGUUUACGUGGAGCAUGAAAACCACCAGUUCCAUGGAUCCUAACGACAUGAUGAGGGAAAUUCGCAAGGUCCUGGAUGCCAAUAACUGUGACUAUGAACAGAGGGAGCGAUUCUUGCUUUUCUGUGUCCAUGGGGAUGGCCAUGCAGAAAAUCUUGUGCAAUGGGAGAUGGAGGUGUGUAAGCUUCCGAGACUGUCACUGAACGGAGUUCGCUUUAAACGGAUAUCGGGAACAUCCAUAGCUUUUAAAAACAUUGCUUCCAAAAUUGCCAAUGAAUUAAAGCUGUAAUGAGAAGAGCAAUCAAGUUUGUAAAUUUAAGGUAGCAAUUUCAAGUGGUUUUUUUCCCCUCUUUUCUUUUUUUUUGGAGAACAUCAAUGGAAAUGUAUAGAAUAAUAUUUAGGGCAAUAAAUUCUGCAUCUUCUGAAUCAUGAUAUUAAAAAAAAAUGAGACAAGCUGCUGAGCUGGGAGGGAGAGUUGGACUUUUUUUUAUAAGUGCACUACAGCAUUAAAGUUGCCUACUAUGUAAAAUAUUA